Messenger RNA from Aspergillus nidulans FGSC A4, 1734 nucleotides. RefSeq names its product protein pclA. Lineage: Eukaryota; Fungi; Ascomycota; Eurotiomycetes; Eurotiales; Aspergillaceae. Bases 472 to 1734 code for a protein of 420 amino acids. The record is from RefSeq and is a predicted model, not a curated record. Gene Ontology annotation, molecular function: protein kinase binding. The transcript has a single exon.
CGCCGUUUAGGGUCUUAUUUAUAUCAGGAGGCAAUCGCUCAUGAAUGCUGCACGAGAUCUUGGUCAUCAUUCCCCAUUCCUGAGCUUUGCGGUGCGGUCUCGUCGCUCGCAUUUCCUUAUCUAUUUCACUGGUGCUGCCUCACGCUCUCUAGACUCUUUUUCUUCAGUUUAAUUAUUGUAUUGCAUUGAUCGGUCGAUGGUGUCUCACCCUAUCUUUGUGUCUCACUGCUCGCCCCAGACAAUAGUAUUCUCAGUUGACAGGACAACGACUACAUUUUUUAUCCUGCUGGCAGGACAACUUCAUCCCACAUUCUUUACGUUGGGGAACAUUCAGGAAACUCUAGCUUGGCAUCUACGUCCUACGAUCUGCUCAUAACUCUGCCGUCUCGCCUUGCCUCGCUCUCUUCGUGCUGUCGGCGUCUUCCACCUUUCUCUUCUAUUCUGAAUUCAUAAUCACCACUUUCCACAAUCAUGGAUCUCAACCGAACAGCGCUGCAAGAGUUCAUCGCCCAGCCGGUCUCGCGGGACAUGGUUGCUUACCUGGCCCAGCAGGCUGCACUGGUCAUCCGGUGCGAGUCUCAUGUGACAACAACUGCUUCCACACAAACUGUGCAUGGCCAGCAUACACCUCCCAGCACUCCGCCGAUGGAUGCUGCUGAUCAGCAGCUCCCAAGGUUGCCGUCGGUCGAAGCCUUCAUUACCUCCCUGGUCACUCGCUCCCAGGUCCAGGUGCCGACGCUCAUGACAACCCUCGUCUACCUCGCUCGUCUGCGUGCCCGCCUACCCCCAGUUGCAAAGGGUAUGCGCUGCACCGUCCACCGCAUCUUCGUUGCCUCGCUCAUCCUGGCGGCCAAGAACCUGAACGACUCGAGCCCUAAAAACAAGCACUGGGCCCGAUACACAGUCGUUAAGGGCUACGAGGGCUUUAGCUUCUCCCUCCCGGAGAUCAACCUGAUGGAGCGCCAGCUUCUAUUCCUGCUGGACUGGGACACCCGCGUCACUGAGGCAGACCUCUUCCUGCACUUGGAACCCUUCCUCGCCCCGAUCCGUCAUCGUCUCCAGCAACGAGAAGCGAAGAUGCACCAACCCCGCGAGUGGCACCGGUUCCAAGCAUCCGCAGAGCUGCUAGCCUGCCGUCUUCGCCGGCAAAAGCUGGAGGCCCGUCUAGAGGCCCGCCGUCGACUCCCUCCAAGCCCGCAGCCCUCUGCCUCUCUCUCGUCAGUGUCGUCUUCUUCAAGUCUGCAAAGCGAUGCCGCUGUAUCCGCACCCGAUUCUGAUCGGUACCAGCCCUACCCUCCUCGUCGACGACCCUCCAACCGUAGUCGUCACUCAGUGUCCCCCCCUUCGAUCCAGGAAAUUCCCGGCUUGUCACGCACUGAAACAGUACCCACGCUUUGCUCGCGCUCAUCAAGCGUUGCUCCCAGUACAAGAAGCAACACACCGGCUAGCCUGCGACCGUCUAGCUCAUACAACAGUAUGGACCAGGAAAUUCAGGUUGUCGAUGUAUCGCGCAGCCCAGGCCUGAGCAGUGGAUACGUCCACCUUCCUUCCAGCACUAUGAUGGUCCCGCUCCCCGCAGAUGUGGCAAUGGCAAAAGGAGACGACAUUGCGGUGCAGCAGCCGAGCAAGAAAAUGCGAAUGAGCGGCCAUAGUGGCAGCAGCGGCUUUGUGGCGCGGUUCUUGGCGUCGGCGACGGGAACCUAUAUGGGCCACCGGAUGCGGCCUCGCGUUUAG